AUGAUCGACUCUGUAGGGAAGUGGGCACCUGGGCCAUCAUAUGGGCCCAUGCUGAGCCAGACCGAUCUCUACCUACUCGGAGACGUGGAGCUUGAGUUGAACCCCAUUCUUUCGGCUACAUUUGAACCCUUUCUGCUCACGUUCAAUAUCACGUUAGGUCGUCCCACCGGCUAUAACCAGGAAGCGCGCGAUCACGACCUCCCCUUCACGCCGAAGGACGAGCCCGCCACGCUCCCCAGAGUAGACCAGCUGAUCAUCAUCACUGAGGUCAGCCCAUGGUGCACGAUCGUGAGGAAUCCGCAGGGUGUCACUCUCGGUGACAUCUGCACGGCUCUCCACAAGGAAUACACCGAGAACUAUGUGACGGACAAGGAGCUAGAAUCGCUUCCCCCGCGGCAGCAGGACUAUAUGCGACGGGCCGCCGCAGCUGCCGCGAACGCGAACACGAUGAGCUAUCCAAGUUACUACUCGCCGCAGACGCAACCAUCUUCUCGACUUCGGCGUGGAGACUGGCUCCAGAGCAAGGUGUGGUUCGACAAACUGGCCAGGAAGGACCAUUAUGUCAGAGGACGUCUCGGGUACUCCGCCCCGAACAUCUUCGUCCUCUCUCUCAACAACUACUGA
Sparassis crispa is the source of this 624-nucleotide messenger RNA. RefSeq lists its product as hypothetical. The record is from RefSeq and is a predicted model, not a curated record. The coding region runs from base 1 to 624 and encodes 207 amino acids. The transcript has 5 exons. NCBI's taxonomy places the organism in Eukaryota, Fungi, Basidiomycota, Agaricomycetes, Polyporales, Sparassidaceae.